CUCUUCUUCUCUUCUCUCUCCUUCUUUCCUCCUUCUCUAUGAACCUGCGAGUUAGGGGGGAAAAAAAAAACAAACAAAACAAGACAUCGUUUUGGUCUCGAGCCACUUGAGCCUCCCCUCUUUCGAGCUACCUACCGGGGUCAUUAAUAACAAUUAUCAUGUUUUGUGGGCCUUUUUAGAAGGAAAAAAAUUGUAAUAAUUAUACCAAUAGAGAUGUUCGCUUUAUAUAUUAAUAUAUAUAUUUGUAUAAUAUAUUCAAAGUAAAAAUAAGCAGAAAUUUCCUGGAAAAUAUGGCAAGAGUGGAAAGAAAAGUAAAAGUAAUAUGCUGAAUAAUUGGACACUCAAUAUAUCUAUAUAAAUAUUUGUAUAAUAUAUUCGAAGUAAAAAAUAAGCAGAAAUUUCCUGGAAAAUAUGACAAGAGUGGAGAGAAAAGUGAAAGUAACAUGUGGCCUGCGUAUGCUGAAUAAUUGGACACUCUGUGUAUAUAGUGGCCAUAUCUACUUCAUUCAUCUCAAUACAAUACAAUACAAUACAAUAUAUCUCCCACCUGUUAGGUUUAGCAUGACCAUGAAUAGAUCAAGGCAACCUGUUGCAAUUCUUUUCUUCCUUCUUGUCUUUCUCACCAUUACAUCCAUUCAUUUUAGCUUCUGCAAUGCAAACCAUGAUGUGGUCAUGUGCAUGGAGAGUGAGAGACAAGCUCUUUAUGCCUUCAAGCAAGACCUAGUAGAUCCUUCAAACCGACUCUAUUCUUGGGAAGUCGAAAAUGAUUGCUGCAAGUGGGAAGGAGUUGUUUGCAACAACUUAACUGGCCAUGUCCUCGAGCUCCAUCUUCAAAAUCCUUAUACUUCAUUAGAUUUUGAUUAUGAGCUUAAUGACUAUUGGUUUAAGAAGUCAGCAUUGAGAGGUGAAAUCAAUCCUUCUUUGCUAAAUUUGAAGCACCUCAAGCACUUGGAUCUAAGUCUGAAUGAUUUUGGAGGAAUACCAAUCCCACCCUUCAUUGGAUCUCUGGCAAGUCUGCAAUGUCUUAACUUGUCUGAAGCAGGAUUUGCGGGAAUAAUUCCCCAUCAACUUGGAAAUCUGUCGAGUUUACGUUUUCUGAGUCUUAAAAUUUUUGGUUCUGAUCUUGGUUUGAUGGAUGUUGACAAGCUUCAAUGGCUUCUUGGUCUUUCCCACUUGGAACACCUUGACCUAAGCUUCGUGAGCCUUUUCGAAGCACCCAACUGGCUGCAGGUAAUUAACGAACUCCCUACUUUAGUAGAGUUACAUUUGUCUGGUUGUGAACUUCAUCGCAGUCCUCAUCUGCUCGAUGUUAAUUUUACAUCUCUUGUCGUCCUAGAUCUUUCAUGGAACUACUUUGACUCUGUAAUACCCAGGUGGAUCUUUAGCCUUAGUAGCCUCGUUUCUCUUGAUCUAGGCGGGAGUUUUUUUGUAGGCAGGCUUGAAGGUUUUAGAGAAAAUGGAUUUGAAGGUCCAUUUCCUAAGGUUUUCCAGAACAUGACCAGUCUUGAAUAUCUUGAUCUAUCAAAUAAUGAACUUGAGGGUCCAUUUCCUGUGCUUUUGUCCAACAUGACCAGUCUUCGACACCUUGAUCUAUCAAUUAAUAAACUACAGGGAAGGCUACCAAGAUUCUUGGGAUAUCUUUGCAACUUGAGUUUUGUUGAUCUGACAUUCAACAACUUUAUCGGGGAAUUGCUUAUAAGCUCAUCUAAAUGUGUAGUAUAUGCUUUGGAGACAUUGUCCUUGUCUGAGAAUCAUCUUUCUGGUCAUUUACCUGAUGAAUUUGAACAAUUUAAAAUUUUGCGAUACUUAAGUCUCAGGGAUAAUUUGCUUUCUGGUUCCAUUCCAGCCACUAUAGGAAGAUUGGCAUCGUUAGAAAUAUUGGAUUUACAAAGAAAUCAACUAAAUGGAACUCUUCCCCAAAGUUUUGGACAAUUUUCAAACUUGAAAACUCUUGAUGUGUCUAAUAAUUUGUUGGAAGGCAUUGUGUCAGAAGUUCACUUCACCAAUCUCAUCAAUCUGAGGAAAUUAUAUGCCUCUGGAAACCGGUUGACUUUAAAGGUGAGUCCUAACUGGAUCCCUCCUUUUCAACUUAAAGAAGUAAAACUUGCUUCAUGGCAUUUGGGCCCAAGGUUCCCCAUGUGGCUCCAAUCACAAAAGGGCCUCGAGGACCUUGACCUAGCCUACACUGGAAUAUUAGAUGCCAUACCAAUUUGGUUUUGGAACUUAUCUUCCUCCCUUUAUUCUCUAGAUCUCUCCCACAACCAAAUCCAUGGUGAGAUUCCAUAUCUUCUUGCUCCUCCUGGAUGCCAAUAUAUUUACUUGAAUUCCAACCAUUUUAACGGUAUUUUACCCCAUAUUUCUUCCAAUUUGAAGCACCUUGAUCUUUCCAACAAUUCAUUUUCUGGGAAUAUCUGCCACCUCCUAUGUGAAGGGAAGGACAAACAAAACAAUCUAGUAUUUCUUGAUUUAGGAGAAAACCUUCUGUCAGGUGAAAUUCCUGAUUGUUGGAUGAGUUGGCAAUCACUAAUAAUCAUAGAAAUGGGAAACAACAAUCUGACAGGGAAUAUCCCAAGAUCCAUGGGGCUUUUAGGAAGUUUGCAAUCGUUACAUUUGCGCAACAACCAUCUCUCAGGAGAAAUUUCUUCAUCUCUACAAAAUUGUACGAGUUUAGUGUUGGUUGACCUCGGUGAGAAUGAGUUUCAUGGAAGCAUACCUACAUGGAUGGCGGAAAGGCUUCCAUAUUUGAUUGUUCUUACCCUUCGUUCAAAUAAGUUAGAUGGCAGAAUACCUCCAGAACUUUGUCGCCUCUCCCAUCUUCAAAUCUUGGAUCUUGCUAACAACAAUUUGUCUGGAGCAAUACCUUGGUGUAUCAACAAUUUUAUUGCCAUGGUAAGAAAAGAAAAAGAUGUGCAUUCUAUUGCAAAUGAAAUUCCAAUCGAUGAAAUUGCUCCUGCUGCUGCUCCUAUUGCUUCUGCUCCUCUUGCUUCUGCUAUUCCCUUUGGUAGCAAAGAUUUCUCAGAUAAUGAAGUUUUGGUGACAAAAGGAAGCAUAUAUCAAUAUGACAAGACUCUUUCUCUUGUGACUACCUUGGACCUUUCGAACAACAUCAUAUCUGGAAAGAUCCCUGAGGAACUAACUAGUCUCCAAGGAUUGCAUUUUCUGAAUUUGUCUGGAAAUCAUAUAACUAGUGUGAUUCCAAAGAAGAUAGGUAACAUGGGGUUGUUGGAAUCUCUUGAUUUAUCUAGAAACCAACUCUACGGUGAAAUUCCUCCAAGCAUGUCAGGUUUGAAUUUUUUAAGUCACUUGAAUUUGUCUUAUAAUAACUUGUUUGGAAAAAUUCCAUCAAGUGCCCAACUCCAGAGCUUCCAUGCUUCUAGCUUCACCGGCAACAAGCUUUGUGGACCUCCACUCACAAAGAAUUGUAGCGAUAAUGGCAAAACACCUGAGGGGAAUGAAGGAGAUAGCGAAGGUGCUAGAUCUGAAGUGGAUUGGUUUUAUGUGUUUAUGGCUUUGGGAUUUGCGGUUGGUUUUUGGGGCGUCUUUGCUCCUAUAUUGUUCGUUAAGUCAUGGAGGUAUGCAUAUUUUCGAUUUCUAGAUAAUGUCUGGACUAGACUUGUGUUGCUAUAUGUGAGUAAAUGACUUCACAUUGUACCAGUCAUCUAGAAGUCUUCUAUUUGUGUCUUCUAACUAUUAUGAAUAAAUUUGUUUUCUUGGAAUGUCUUCUUUAUGCAUAAA
Molecule: messenger RNA, 3735 nt
Organism: Camellia sinensis
Lineage: Eukaryota; Viridiplantae; Streptophyta; Magnoliopsida; Ericales; Theaceae
Source: RefSeq, a predicted model, not a curated record